UCUUACAGAAAUUCGUGUGUCAGCUAAUUUAUCAAUCUAAAUACUAACGUAAAAUCGUUUUUGUUAACAUAAAGUAAAAUGUAAAACUUACGCACAACUUUGUAAUAAAAAUUUUGACUCCUCAUGUUGAACCACACUGAUGCUUACUAGACUCCUUACAAACAAUUUAAGAAAACUUGCUAACUUAUUGAAGAAUAACGCUAAGCAUAGUCAUUUUACUGCAAAACUAGUAACAGAAUACUCUGAGACUAAAAUGAAAGAUUGUGAUCGAUUUACACCUUUGGUUUAUCCAACGAACUACGACCUCGUAUUAAAACCCGAUCUCAAGACAGGCGUUUUCGAGGGAACAGUAAAAAUAAAUAUAACUGUAAAGGCGGACCAGAAAAAAAUUGCUUUACACUCAAAGUUUUUAAAAAUUAAAGGCUUAACGUUAAAUAGAGGCGAUGAAGCUAUAUCCAUACUAAAGUAUUUGACAGAAAAACAAUCACAGCAACUAGUGGUACAUUUUGAGAAUGUAUUGAAGUCAGGAAACUAUCAAAUGAAUAUUGAGUUCAGUGGUGAUUUGAGUAGAAAAAUUGUUGGUUUCUACCUUUCACAUUUAAAGGAUAAUAGAACAAUGGUAGCCAGUAAAUUUCAGCCAACAUAUGCUCGCCAAGCAUUCCCUUGUUUUGAUGAGCCAGAUUUCAAAGCCACAUAUGAUAUUGCACUUGUUAAACCCGAAGGGUAUGUGGCAUUGUCAAACAUGAAUGAAAUAUCAGUGACACAGGACCCAUCAUCUAAUUUAGAAACUGUCAAAUUUGCGACCAGCGUCCCAAUGUCAACAUAUCUGGCUUGUUUUGUUGUAUGUGAUUUUGGAUAUAAGGAUGUUGAAAUUAAUACUUCUGGUAUCGGAAAUACCUUCAAACUUAGAUCUUUUGCUCAAAAAAAUGAACUUCAUAAGAUUGAUUUUGCUCAAGACAUUGGGAAGAGAGCUACUGAAUUUUACAUAAGAUAUUAUGAAGUAGAAUUUCCCUUGCCAAAAUUAGAUAUGAUUGCAAUACCUGACUACAUUUCUGGAGCCACUGAGCACUGGGGUCUUAUAACAUACAGAGAAACAUCAUUUCUGGUUGAUGAGGCUACUGCUUCUGUUAAAAAUAAGAUCAGUAUUGCUAACACUAUAGCUCAUGAACUAGCUCACAUGUGGUUUGGAAAUUUAGUGACAAUGAAAUGGUGGGAUGAAGUAUGGCUAAAUGAAGGUUUUGCUUCCUACAUGCAAGUUAAAUCAUUGAAUGCAAUUGAACCAUCGUGGGCCAUGUUGGAUCAAUUCUUAACAAAAACUGUUCAUCCUGUACUAGUGACUGAUGCCAAACUUUCAAGUCAUCCUAUAGUACAAACUGUGUCUACACCCGAUCAGAUAACAUCAAUAUUUGACACAAUUUCUUACAAUAAAGGCGCGUCCAUACUAAGAAUGUUGGAGGGCUUCAUUGGCGAAGAAAACUUCCGUCGUGGCGUUUCAGAUUACCUCAAAAAGUUUCAGUACGGUAAUACAGUGACUCAAGAUUUACUAUCCUGUCUUGAAGUUUACUUUAAACAGGAUAAUCCUGAUUUAAGCCUGACUCACAUCAUGGAUACGUGGACACAACAAAUGGGCUAUCCACUACUCUACGUCGAGCCGGGGAAUGGAACAAACACAUACGUUGUAACUCAAAAACGGUUUUUGCUCGAUCCUGACGCAGAAUACACGAACGAUUCGAAGUUCAAUUACCGCUGGUACGUUCCGGUAACUUACAAGACAAAUAAAGGAAAUUGCGGCAGAGUUCUUUGGUUCCCCGAUACGGUAGAGAGCGUAACACUGAAUCUCGAUGACAAUAUCAGCUGGCUGAAAAUUAAUAACAAUCAAAUUGGUUAUUAUAGAGUUCAUUAUGCCGAUGAGAUGUGGCAAAAUCUUAUACUAGAGUUAAACGCUAAAUCGAAAGAGUUAACAAUAUCUGAUCGAGCGCAUUUAUUGGAUGACGCGUUUGCCCUCGCCGAAGCCGGCUCGUUGCCUUACAAUAUAGCGUUGGAUCUCACAACGUAUCUCACUGUGGAGGAUGAUGAAGUACCUUGGACGACCGCCGUAUCAAUAUUUGGAGACUUAGCCAGAAAAUUGCUGAACACACCAGCGUACGAUGACCUUAAGAGCUAUAUCCAUGGUCUAGUGAAACCUGUAUACGAGAAACAAAGUUGGGAAAAGGUUAAUAUUGGAGUUAUUGAAAGGUUACUUCGAGCAAGGAUACUAACUCUAGCAACUCGUUACCAAUUGCCAGACGCCGAAGAGAAAGUAAGAAAUUUAUUCUUGAGUUGGCUGAACGGUCACGGUACUCCCGAUGCCGUUGUGAUCGAACCAGAUUUGCGGGACUUUGUUUAUUAUUAUGGAAUGAGAUCGGCCACUCAGCAGGAAUGGGAUAAGUUGUGGGAGAUCUAUUUAAAAGAGACGGACGUCCUCGAAGCGACGAAAAUUCGAAGCGCCCUAUCGGCGUCCCGUGACGCGAACAUCUUAAAAAGAUACUUGGAGCUGUCUUGGGACGAAGCGAACAUUCGGAGCCAGGAUUACUUAAACGUUUUAGCGGACGUCAGCGACAACCCUACCGGCACCGGUCUGGUUUGGGACGACGUGAGGACGCGAUGGCCCCAGCUAGUCGAACGAUUCACGUUGAACAGCCGUUACUUGGGCGGCCUCAUUACCAGCAUCACGAAAUCAUUUAGCACGCAGCAAAAACUAAACGAGAUGGAAGCAUUCUUCGCUCAAUAUCCAGAAGCUGGUGCGGGCGAGGCCUCAAGGAAACGUGCUCUAGAAACAGUUCACAACAACAUCAAGUGGUCUCAGAAGCACCGAGCGUCUGUCGCAGCCUGGCUGGAGAAACGUCGUUCUUGAAAUGUUUUCAUCUUAAUGCAUCUCUAUUGUAAGAGAUCUACUUCAAAACUCAUUCUUCUUCUCAGUCGUUUAGAGCUUCCUUUAUUUGGUCGGUCCAUCGUAAUGGUGAUCUGAUGCACUAAAACUCAUAACUCAUAGUCAUUUCACUAAAUGGCUAUAUUUCAUGACAGUAUACCUAUACAAUAUUUUUGAAUGUCGAAAAACAAAUAACGAAUGUAUUGACAUAACAUAAUAUAUUUUAAAUUUAUUUCAUUACGGCGUAUCGUGAUGAUAUGUUUUGUGAAGCAGCAAUCUAUAGCGAAGGCAGAAGCUACCCCGGGGCAAUAACCUUAGUUUUAGUUGCAUCACAUUGCGUGCUAUCCGAAAAAUAGACAAAUUAAAAAUUUUGAUUUAGCCUUUUUCUUGUACACUUGUAUUCAUUAUAAAAAAACGCUUUCUUUACAUACCUGGUCUGAAAAAUAAUCUUAAACUGUAUAUAACUUAUGACAAAAAUAGUAACGCUCGCGCAUGAAUUG
Molecule: messenger RNA, 3408 nt
Organism: Bombyx mandarina (wild silkworm)
Lineage: Eukaryota; Metazoa; Arthropoda; Insecta; Lepidoptera; Bombycidae
Product: glutamyl aminopeptidase
Biological process (GO): peptide catabolic process; proteolysis
Cellular component (GO): membrane; cytoplasm
Molecular function (GO): peptide binding; zinc ion binding; metalloaminopeptidase activity
Source: RefSeq, a predicted model, not a curated record